UCGGCCGGUCGUUUCGCGGAGCGUAGGAAUAAGCUUGAGUGCGCGCGCACGGAAUUGUAACUCGUUCGGAGUGAUGCUCCGGCAAUUAUGAACUUCGGGUCGACGAAGGCGGACUGCAGAUCCGUUAAUUGCACAGGUCCCGGUGAAUUAGAAUCAGAAUCGCGCGAAGGGUUGCGGGUUGUAACGAUUGAACGAUCGCAACGACUGUCCCGAAUCGUUGCAAUCCUUGUAUUGCAUAUUGGCACAGAGAAAUGACCGAGGCAUUCCAAAUAGCUCUGAACGAUCGUUGGCGCAACGUGUAUGCAUAACCUGAGUGUUUUACGUACCUAUCUUCACACGCAUUUGUACAAUACACGCCUCGUUUGAUUACGUUUAUUUAAGAGCUACACGGGAUAAUGAUUCACGCCGUAGAACGGCCCCUGCAGCUGGUAAAGCCUGUGGACUCAGUGUGGUCGGAAUCCUCGUCUUGAACAGUGUACCAAACGUCGUUACGACGUUUAUAAAGAACAGCAAACGCGUUCCGGCGGUAGUCAGCGUUCCAGCGCGGUGUCCGCGUACCUGCGACACGUACGCCGACGAUAUUUGCGUCAUAAAAGAAAUAAAAAGGAAGGAAAGAGAAAACACUAGACACCGUUUGAUACCUACUUCGCAUCGCUGCAGUUAACCGCAGUGAUAAAAGAGCUGUUGCGCGAGAUCGGCCACGCGUGGAUCGAGAUGAUAAGUUAAAAAAUUGUGCAAAUUUUGUCAUGCCGGGAUCGACGCGUCGACUCCGGGUGCUAAACUUGCUACUUUUAGUUCAUUACGCACCGCCGUCAAGGUGUGUGAAGCCUUCGCUCGCUAAACACGAGGAUCGGCUUCCAGUUAUCAACUGCACUUGGACGGUUUUGCACCCAGCUGCAGAGAGGAGCUUCUGCCACUCAUUCCGAUGGAUCUUCAAGUCGGCUGCAAAGUGAUUUCGCAAAUUUUGUGCGUCCAUCGAGUGUAAAUUAAAGUGUACCGUCUUUAUUAUUAUUAUAAUUUUUUAUUUUACGAGUUCAACUAGUCUUCCACGUUCUGUUGUUAACACAGUCUUAUGAAAGGCCGGAAGACUUCUAUAACUUCGCGGUAUCGUCUGACAUAAUCAACCGCUUAUGAUACAUGUAGUGUAGAAAAUGCAGAAGUGGGUAUUUCUCGAAUCCGUUAUCCGGUGAAGUUCUGUGCCAUGUAACGACCGUCGUAAAAUUUAAUUUGUGUUAUUGUUGGAGGCGCCUCUAGCUUGUUGUUAAAAUUAGUAGUAAUAACAAUAAUUUUUACCUCGAGCAAAGAAAGGAAUACCUGAAAGAUGUCGUGUCGAAAGAAAAUCGACUCCAAACAGUGGGUCAGCUAUACGCAGAUGAUGGAGAGCGAGGUGCGGUCCUUGAAGCAGGAAUUGGAGAGGACUCGAGAAGCGUUAAAGCUCGCGACGAAAAGGUGCCGGGAUCUGGUACGCGAGCUGGAUCACAGAACGGCGGGCCAAGAAGCUGAGCGUUCAUUGCGGGACCAACAACUCGCCCGAAUACUUCGGGCCCUCUUGGUGGUGGAGGGUCGCUUGAAGCAGGAGCAGAAAUCGAUACGACAGCUGCUAUGCGAGAAGGACAACGUGAUCCGUAAUCAGCAGUUGGAGAUAGCGAAGCUGAGGAGAUACACGAAGAAUUACAUAAAGUGCAAGAGGGACAACACGGUGUGCAAAGAUGUCCUCGACAGGGACGAGUCGUCGGAAAUUAUGUCGAACGAUCGUCACAGCAUAUCGAGCAAGAGCGACGGCGGUAGAUUCGACAGCUGCCUAAGCAAGGACAUCAGAACCCUAAAGUGCGAGAUAAUAACGAAACUGAACGAGGACUCGGACCAAGAUCACGGACUGAGAAAGGCCCACAGCUUCGCGGAGAGCGACGUAUCAAAGACGAGCAUUACAUCGAGCGAAAUAACCGACGUCUCGAUGACGACGACGGACAGCAGUCCGUCGAUAUUGAGUACGGAGGGAUUCUGCGAGGGAGAAAGUACGGACGUGUCGCCGAGCUCCACGCUCAACAAGUCCACCAGGUGCAACUCCAUCGCCGUUGCCGAUGACCUUUUGUCCAGCGACAACGAGGUCAACGCGGACGACAGGCUGGAGAUACCGAAGCGGAAUAUCGUGGCUAUCAGGGAAAAAUUGCUGACGGAAUCCGAGAUGUCAGAGCUCAAAGGGAACGGAGUCACCAGGACGGAGAGCAAGGAUGACGGCAUGGACUGCCAUUUUAUAUCCGACGAGGAACCCGUUUACGAGAACGCUACGUAUCCGGACAAAGAACUGAACAAGUCGACUGAACUCACGAAAAAUAACAUCAACAACGGAUCCGAUAGCGUCGAGGCCGUGCAGACGAUCGAACCGAGCCUUGAGGAGAACAGUGGCAACUGGUACAGCGAUCCCGACGAGGAUAAAGCCAGUGAGGAAGUGUUUCGGCACCGCGCUUAUCAGCCGAAUAGCAAGCACAACUCGGUUCUGGAAUGCGUUAAUCAAAUCCUACUUAGAGACAUGGAGGAGGAAGAGAACGUCCUCUCGGUACCAAGGAGGUUCAAACACCGUGGAAGAAUCGUUCGCUUUCAGCCCGCGAGGCUAUCCGACAUUGAAUCCGUCGGUUCCGAGAUGGAGAGGAGAAGUUCCGAGGAUCAUGCCCUUGACAGAGACGGUUUGCAAGUGGAGGAACGCAACGGGAUUAACGCGUCAGGAGUUGCGUCCCCGGCUUCGGAGAGAGAUUUCCGAGGUAGGAGCGUGCAGCCGAUCGAUGAGUCGGCCAGGGAAACGAUGGCGGAUGUUCUUAGUCCUUCAAACGUGAAUUUUGAGGGAUCUAAAGCGAUACCGUUAGUGAUCAUAGAGCCAAAAGUCGACCCCGAAGCAUCGGGCGACACGCCGAUCGCGAGUCCUCAGAAGCUCAAGAGUUGUGCAGAUUUGAUGAAGUCUUCGUUGAUUCACACUUCCAGUCCACCGUUGAAGAUGGAACGCAUCGAGGAGAAGACUUGCUUGCAAAUGUGCUCCAAAGGACUGACAAUCGCUAAGAAUUUAGAUUACGAGGAAAUAGAGUCGCUGCCGGAGACUAGCUCUGGACUUAAGACACCGCCAACUUUGCCACCAAAGCCACAGUACAAAAACAAUACUUUAAUAUUGAAGAAGAUACCGAGUCCUUCGUUCUUGAUCAAUGAAACGCACAAGAAGCAGGGAGGGGGCGACAGCACGCCUGAGCACGACAAGAAACUCUUCAAUUUCUCUCUUACUCCGAAGGUGGAAACCGUUCGCAGUCUUUCCUACGACGAGAAAAGCUCCAAAUCUUCGAGAAUUAACAACAACGAAUUGCAGAACGGGUUUUACCACAAAAACAAAUUCAAUAGUCUACGGUCCUCCUUUCAGUCGAAACAGAACCUGAACAACGUUUAUGACGGAGUUGGAAGAAUGCCAAAGGUAACCAACAUUGUUCGACACUUCGAGGAGUUCAAAAUCGGCGAAGCUGAAGAUCGAACUCUGGUCAAGGAUAAAGAUAAAGACAAAGAGAAAUCCCACCUGGACUACGACCAGGAUGAUAUUAGGCAAAAUUUCGAGGAGUUCAACCUCGACGAUUGUGAUCUCUUCGAUGACCCCGAUCGGCCCGAGGCCGACGGCUCGGAACGGCUCAACGAUUUGAUACUCGCCACGCAAAUCGAAACCACUGCAAAGGGAAAAGAGGCAAACACAAACUGCGGCUACGAUCACUUCCUUGAGGCCACUGGACUAAGUACUAAAUCCAUCCUCACUCCUUCCCGAUUGCUGAGCAAUCACAAGAGCAUGCUCAAGCCGAAAGAUGUGAAGUACAAGAAUAAGAUUAAAGCAACUGCCGUGAUGGAGAGGCAUGGGAUGGCUGGGAUGAGCUCCACCCACACUCACGUCAAGCACUGGACCGGUCCGUUUGUCUGAGGUUGAUUUCAGUCCAAAAGAUUUUCCUUUAUGCAAACCUUGAGAAAACUUUCUGUCUUAGAUGCGUUGAACUUCACGGUGGUGUUACGAGAUGUUUGAAAAACUUUUCGCUUCCAAGAAAUAAAAUUGUAAACUUGAGAGUCUGAAGGCCCGGUUGGUGUUAUGAAAUGUGUGCGGUUGUAAAAAAGAAAAUGAUUUCUAUGUUUUUGACUUCGUAACUUUUCAAAUCAUUGUUAAUAACGUUAGAAAUAAAAAAAAAAAACUAAAGGAACAAAAAAAAAAAAAAAACAUAAUAAAAUAAAAGUAACACUCUCAUCACUUCCCUAGACGCGUGUAAAUAAAAGCUAGGAGAUAGGAAAUGAUUGACGAUAUGUAUAACUUAAAAUGUGAUUCCGAUACUGUCUUUGGUAAAACGAUCAUUCUUAUAGGGUCGCGCACUGUUGCGUAGUAUUUAAGUUUUGAGAACCCUUGUACAGAUAACUUGAUUCUACAUACCUCAGGAAUCUUUUCCGCGCGGUGGUGGAAUUUAGAAAAUGGUCCUAGUUCCAUCGUUUUCGACCAAGAUGUGUACAGACUGGUUUGCUUUUCUUGUUAAGAUUUCAUUUGCCAAUUAUAAUACGCAUAUCAUUAUACGAAGAUACCUAUACCACAAUAAAUUAUACGUAACAUUUAAAGAAAUUUUGUACAGCAAGAUUCUACUAUAAAUCUAUGAAAAUAUGUUAUGAAAUAAAAAUAUAAAUACAAUAGCUUUCGUGAU
Molecule: messenger RNA, 4697 nt
Organism: Neodiprion virginianus
Lineage: Eukaryota; Metazoa; Arthropoda; Insecta; Hymenoptera; Diprionidae
Exons: 2
Coding region: 1322-3940 (872 amino acids)
Source: RefSeq, a predicted model, not a curated record